CAGUGCUGAUGUGAAUGAUCAAUAGGCCUGAUGUCAGCUGUGAGAGAAGGAGGUGUUCAUUAGCCUUCAUAUGAGCUUCAUAAGAAGACACGACACUACAGACUGGUACGGCCAGGACAGGUGAAAGAUGUUCAGCGCGACGCAGAUAUCCAAGUCCCAGUUCCUGGACAAAGCGCGGCUGGCGCGGGAGGAGAGGAAGGGACAGAAGGAGAAGGAGAGAGCGGCGACGCAGAUCCAGGCUCUGGUGCGCGGGUUCGUCUGUCGCUCUCGCCUGCAAAGGGACAUCAGGAACGAUGUGGACGAGUUCUUCACAGCAGCUGAGACAGGAAGCAUUAAGAAAAACGCGCUGUCCAUCUUCAAAAUCGCAAGGAAGUUAUUGUUCGUAUUUGACAAGGAGGAUUCGGCGAGGUUUGAGAAGCUCUGUCGAAUAAUUCUGAGCAGCAUGGACGCCGAAAACGAGCCGAAAGUUUGGUACGUCUCUCUGGCGCUGUCCAAAGACCUGACCAUGUCCUGGCUCAAACAGAUCAAAGACCUGCUCUGGCUCUCCUGCGAGUUCCUCAAAAAACUCAAGCCGGACAUCCUGCAGGAUAAUAAGUUAGUGACCCUCUAUCUGACGAUGCUCAUCACCUUCACUGACACAACAACAUGGAAAAUAGUCAGAGGGAAAGGUGAGGCCCUGAAGCCUGCCCUAAACAGGUUGUGUGAGAACAUCAUGGGUCACCUGAACCAGAAGGGCCUCUACUACGUCCUGCAGAUCCUGCUGACGAACGGCUUGGCUCGGUCCAGACCGUCUCUGUCUAAAGGCUCGCUCACCGCCAUCUUCACCCUGUCACUCAGACCCGUCAUAGCAGCACAUUUCUCUGAUAACCUGCUGAGAGCUUUCCUCCUCCACAUCAUGUCUGUCCCUGCCAUCAUCUCCCAUCUCAACACACUCACCCCAGACUGUAUGGUCACUAUACAGACUCAUGAUCUGCUGAGGAAGUUUGUCCUGUUCCUGAGUCGUGAGGAGCAGUGUUUAGACAUCUGUGUGUGUCUGGAGGGAAGUCACACACUCUGUUUACUGGGUAACCUGAUCCAGCUGGGCUACCUGAACGUGAAGGUGUUGGAGGAGGAGGCGGGACACUUUGUGAGAGAUCUGACACACAUGCUGUCCUACUGCCAGAGAUACGUCUAUCAGAAGAAGUCCAACCUCACACACUGGCACCCGGUGCUGGGCUGGUUCUCACAGAACGUUGACUACGGGCUGAACGAGUCGAUGCCGCUGGUGACCAAGCAGCUGCAGUGUCUCUGGAGUGUCUCUGUGAUCUGCACGCUCUUCUGUGACGUCCUCAGUAAGAAACUGGAGGUACAGGAGUCCUCGGUCCCGCCUCCUCCUCAGCCCAGCACGUCUCAGAACAACCUGCCCGUCAAAAAUCUGUUUAAGCGAGCGUUCCAGCGGUCGGCGUCGGUCCGGAACAUUCUGAAGCCGGUCGGGGGGAAGAGGGUCGACUCGCUCGAGGUCAAGAAGGUGUGCAGUGUGUGUGUGCUGUAUCAGACGGCCCUCACCACGCUCACACAGAUCCGCCUCCAGAUCCUCACAGGUCUGACGUACCUGGACGAGCUGCUGCCGAAGCUGUGGGCGUUUAUCUGUGAGCUCGGACCUCAGGGAGGACUCAAACUCUUCCUCGAGUGUCUCAACAACGACACGGACGAGUCCAAGCAGCUGCUCGCCAUGCUCAUGCUCUUCUGUGACUGCUCACGACAUCUGAUAACGAUCCUGGACGAUAUCGAGGUUUAUGAGGAGCAGAUCUCCUUUAAGAUGGAGGAGCUCAUCACCAUCUCCUCCUUCCUCAACACGUUUGUGUAUAAAAUGAUCUGGGACGGAAUUCUGGAGAAUGCGAGAGGGGAGAAGCUGGACCUGUUCCACAGCGUGCACGGCUGGCUGAUGGUGCUGUAUGAGAGAGACUGUCGCAGGAGGUUCACACCUGAUGAACACUGGCUGCGCAGGGACCUGAAGCCCAGUACGCUGUUCCAGGAGCUGGAUAAAGGCAGGAAGAGAGCUCAGCUGCUGCUGCAGUACAUCCCUCACGUCAUUCCACACAAGAACAGGGUUCUGUUGUUCCGGAACAUUGUGACGAAGGAGAAGGAGAGGCUGGGAUUGGUGGAGACGAACUUCGCCUCUCCACAUGUGACGCACAUCACUAUCAGACGCUCUCGCAUGCUCGAGGACGGAUAUGACCAGCUGCGUAAGCUGCCCGUGAACUCCAUCAAAGGCGUGAUCCGUGUGAAGUUUGUGAACGACCUGGGGAUGGACGAGGCCGGGAUCGAUCAGGACGGAGUGUUUAAGGAGUUCCUCGAGGAGAUCAUUAAGAAGGUCUUCAACCCUGCGCUCAACCUCUUCAAGACGACCAGUGGGAACGAGCGCCUGUACCCGUCCCCCACGUCCGGGCUCCAUGAGAACCACCUGCUGCUGUUCGAGUUUGUGGGUAAGAUGCUGGGUAAGGCUCUGUACGAGGGCAUCGUGCUGGACGUCCCCUUCGCCUCGUUCUUCCUGAGUCAGGUGCUCGGACACCACCACAGCUCCUUCUACAGCUCCAUCGACGAGCUGCCCUCGCUCGACUCCGAGUUCUACAAGAACCUCACGUCCAUCAAGCGCUACGAUGGUGAUGUCAGUGAUCUGGGUCUGACUUUAUCAUACGAUGAGGAUGUGAUGGGGCAGUUAGUGUGUCACGAGUUGGUUCCAGGAGGAAAGACCAUUCCUGUUACCAAUGAAAACAAGAUCAGCUACAUCCACCUGAUGGCGCAUUUCCGCAUGCACACACAGAUAAAGGACCAGACGGGGGCGUUUAUCCGCGGAUUCCGCAGCAUCAUCAACCCUGAGUGGCUGCACAUGUUCUGUACCCCUGAGGUGCAGCGUCUCAUCUCCGGGGACAACGCAGAGAUCGACCUGGACGACCUCAAGAAGCACACCGUGUACUACGGCGGCUUCCACAGCAGCCACAGGGUGAUAAUCUGGCUGUGGGAGAUCCUGUCCAGUGAGUUCACUCCUGACGAGAGAGCCAUGUUCCUCAAGUUUGUCACCAGCUGCUCCAGACCUCCUCUGCUGGGCUUCGCCUAUCUCCGACCCCCCUUCUCCAUCCGCUGUGUGGAAGUGUCCGACGACCAGGACACGGGGGACACUCUGGGCAGUGUGCUCCGUGGUUUCUUCACCAUCCGUAAGAAGGAGCCGGCCGGCCGCCUGCCCACAUCCUCCACCUGCUUCAACCUGCUCAAACUACCCAACUACAGCAAGAAGCACGUCCUCAGGGACAAACUGCGCUACGCCAUCAGCAUGAACACGGGCUUCGAGCUCUCUUAACACAAACCUGAACGUCCUCACACACACACACACACACACACACACACACACACUCACACUCCGUCAGAGAUUCACACAUCAGCAGUGAUCAGAAGGCAGACAGGAAGCGGAAAUCCAGACCUCUGACGUUCAGAGACAGGAGACAUCACCUGCAGCACACAGGAAUCAGUCAGUGUGUUCAUUACACACACACACACACACACACACACACACACACUGAAUGGAAACCUCAGCUCUACUCAGCAUCUGAAACCAAAGUGUCUGUACUGGCCUUAUUCAAACCCCUCCAGCAGAUCCUUCUUCACUUCAUCUUCAUCAGCUCGACCUCGUGACCCUUUAGCUAUAAAAUAUCUCACGACUCGUUUGGAUGGAGCUUUAAACUCUGCGUGAGGAUCGGGACGGAACCCCUCACGUUAGUCACGUCAUCACAGUAACGCGUCCGAGGGUGUCUCUCAGGCUUACGGACGGAGACGGGGACUCGGAGACGUAGACUCGUCUCUCGGUCUCUCGCUCUCCGCAACAGAAAGCAAUACAGAUGCAGCACAAAGCCAUGACACACACACACACACACACACACAUCACAUGAAGAAAACUUUAAGAGAAACUACAGCUGAGGAUUUCCCUGUGUGAAAAAUCUAGAAUAAUAAAUUCCCAUGUUUUUGUGUUCACACUACAGGAGGAGAGAGAACGUAUUAACGUUUAUUAUUAUUAUUAUUAUUAUUAUUUGCACGUUAUUUAAUGUAGCGCCCCCUGCCUGGAGUCUCAGUGGAAAUUACAGACUAACAGUUUAACAGAGUUUAUUGUUGUAACGUUGAGACGAUCAGAGAGAGAAAUGGACGGAGCCGCGCGGCACAAACCACCAGCAGCGCGACACAAACGCAGUCUGUUAAACAAGCAGGUGGAGCUCGAGGUGUGUGUGUGAGAGACGUCCCAUCCUGGGUCACAUGACUCCCACUAACGGAAUAAUAGUUUUUUUUUCCCCUCCAAAAUGUCCCUUUGUUCAGGUGAUUAAUUAUUUUACCAUUUGUUUUAAUUCCUGCGUCAUGUUUAUUGACCACAUGGAGGCGCCGUACUGUGUGUUUCGGACUCGAGUGGAGAUGAUGUGAAGGAACGUCUUUAUUUUACGCACACACCCACACACACACGCACACACACUGCUCCAGCACGAGUGUUAAGAGUGUUACACUGGAAACAAGCCAUAUUGAAGGAGAAGACGGAGUCGUCCCCCAGCUCUGGGAUUAUUUAGAGACUGGACUCUAACACACUCGGACCUUCUCCUCCUGCAUGAUGUCACUGGACGCUUCAAAACUCUGGUCCUGUUACCCCAUUUAAACCCGAGGGCAUUCCCCCCCCCUCUCUUUUAGGAAUGUACAGAUGAAGAGUGUGAUGAUGAAGGAGAGGUCUGAAGCAUGGUGCUGGUGCGGGAGUUUGUUAAAGGGCUGCUGUGGUGCAGAGCAAUAGCUUGUCUGCUCAUUGUGUAUACAGUGCAGUGCUUUCCCCUGUCUAGUGUGUGUGUGAGUGUGUGUGUGUGGUCCUAAAUCAGACUCUUAAAUCAUCUCCACAUUAUUACUGCAUAUUGUCCACAUUCUGUCCUUCUAAUCCCAGUAUUAGUGUCUCUCAUUCACACAGCACUGCUGUCAUGUGACUGAUCCUGGACAGACGUCUUUUUUUCUCUCAGAAGUCUCCAGGUUUGGGAGUCACUGCUGCUUGUCUCACUCGUCCCCCCGUUCUGACUAACAGCUCUGUAUUCUGCUCUCAUCCGUCUGAAUUUCUUCUUUCGAAUCCUCCUUUCUGUACGACUGAAGCUGAACAAUGCUGCUGAUCCUGUAGAGUUUAACCCACGGGCUCUGGACUGUGUUUUUAUCCAGAUGGAGCGGUGUGUGUGUGUGUGUGUGUGUGUGUGUGUGCUUGGUCUUCAUACACUCAUCCCUGUGUGUGUGUCUGUGUGUACCUGCUCUAUGGGUUGAAGAGAUGACCUUUAAUGCAAAACAAACUAUAGAGAACAGAAGUUACAGUCUGAGUGUGACUGAUGAUCUUCAGACUUUAAUGAUGUCAUAAAAUCCCCCUCCUUUACCUUAAAAGACUAAACUCUUCUUCUUUCCUGUGGUUUCUGUGCUUGAGGAUGUUUCUUGGACUCGGUUGCACUACAGAAACAGCAGGUGACUAUAGGAAUGAGAGAAGCAGCGUCACUGUAAACUUCUGUAUUAUCAUGUGUAAUAAUAUUUCUUCUGUACAAUGUAAACUUAUUCAAUUCAAUCAUGUACACAUUGUAAUAUUCUAAAGUCUUUACUAAACAA
Messenger RNA from Clarias gariepinus (North African catfish), 5634 nucleotides. It is a transcript of the gene ube3b, whose product is annotated as ubiquitin protein ligase E3B. The transcript has 26 exons. Gene Ontology annotation, biological process: ubiquitin-dependent protein catabolic process; protein polyubiquitination. Gene Ontology annotation, molecular function: ubiquitin protein ligase activity; protein binding. Lineage: Eukaryota; Metazoa; Chordata; Actinopteri; Siluriformes; Clariidae. The record is from RefSeq and is a predicted model, not a curated record. The coding region runs from base 128 to 3337 and encodes 1069 amino acids.